AUGGCAGCUCCGAUAUGGGCCUCAAGCAUUUUGCUGCUUGCAGCCGCGAUCCGCCAGAAUGUCGACAAGGAGCUCGCGGCUGUUCCAUGGACGGUGCACCGGUCUGGCGCAUUCGGAUCCGAGUUCCUCCGUGGGAGGAACCGCGGAGGGAGCGAAUCUGAGCUCGACCCCGAACGGCUGGCCCUGUAUCGUCGGGGACCGGCGAUCCGUCAGCCGGACUUGGGCAACCUGAGCGCUGGAUGCCGUCGGCAGCUGGGAGGUCUCGUCGAGGACCUUGAGAAGAAAUGUGCCGAGACACAGGACGAAGCGGCGGAAAAGGAAGGCAUCUUCAGCUGUGAAACCAGUGCCUGGGACCUCUUCACAUGGGGGGAGGCCCUGGCGGAGGCCUUGAGCAUCUCCAGCCCGGAGCUCGAGGCCAGGCGGCGAAGCGACGUCCCAGUCCCCGUCGAGGCAGAGGAGGCCCUGGAGAGGUUGGCUUCGUGGUUUCAGCCACUCGCCAAUGCCCCCAGGGAUGCGCUGCUUUGGGCGGGUUUUUGGGACGGAGAGCCAACGGGCCGAACCAAUAAGACGGCCCUGUUGAAGUUCGCUGACUUGAUGGAAAGACAGACGCUUCAUCCGAGCACCCCGCUCGGGAGCCUCAUCAGCAAGUGGGAAGAUCUGAAUCACUGCUACGGCACCGAUACCAGGGAUCUCAUGAACAACUUUUGGAGCUUUGCCAGCCUCUCCUUCGUCGCCGGGUUAGCACUCGUGCGGCAGCAAGGGGUUCUGGCCCUGGUCAACAAAGAGAUGCGAGGGCCGCGCCGCCUUGGCGAGUCAGUGCUUGCGAGGCACGAAAUCCCCAGCAUCGGCCUCGCGAUCAUCGAAGCUGACUGGGCUCCCCAUGUGGUGCUCGUGGAUCUGAAGGGUACCUGCAGUGUGACCAGCAGCUUCCUGCAAUCGCAGCUGCUGCCAUCAGUGCAGAAAUUGGAGCGGCACUUUCUUGUUGACCUGGAUUCCUUGGACUCCGUUCGACUCUUCAAGCCGUUUAAGAGGAUGCGCUGGACUUGCGUCGACUGUGCAGAGGCCUCCGGCUGCAGCCUCGAUGAACGACUCGCGACCUUCCUCCAGAAGGAGCUGUUGUCGAAGCCGGACGGGAUCUGA
Molecule: messenger RNA, 1140 nt
Organism: Symbiodinium sp. CCMP2592
Lineage: Eukaryota; Dinophyceae; Suessiales; Symbiodiniaceae
Source: the annotation of a GenBank genome assembly